AUGGGCUGCUGCGCGUGGGAUCCAGCGUCCCGAGCCGGGCACAGGGUACGCCGCAUCGCUUACAGCAGGAUCAAGAUCACGUUCCGUGACUCGCAGGGCCAGGACAUCAAGACCGUCGAGGCGAACGAGGGCGACGAUAUCCUCUCGAUUGCGCACGAGUACGACAUUGACCUGGAGGGCGCGUGUGAGCGCUCGAUUGCUUGCUCUACGUGCCAUGUCAUCCUCGACGAGGAUGUGUACUAUCAGCUUGACGAGCCAAGUGACGAUGAAAACGACAUGCUCGACCUCGCUUUCGGCCUAACGGACACGUCGCGGCUGGGCUGCCAGGUGUAUGUUACGAAGGCCCUGGACGGCAUGGUCGUCCAACUGCCGGCGGCCACGCGCAACAUGUACGUCGACGGUGCCAAGCCCGGUCAUUAG
Malassezia sympodialis ATCC 42132 is the source of this 420-nucleotide messenger RNA. RefSeq lists its product as uncharacterized. The record is from RefSeq and is a predicted model, not a curated record. The transcript has 2 exons. Lineage: Eukaryota; Fungi; Basidiomycota; Malasseziomycetes; Malasseziales; Malasseziaceae. The coding region runs from base 1 to 420 and encodes 139 amino acids. Gene Ontology annotation, molecular function: electron transfer activity; 2 iron, 2 sulfur cluster binding. Gene Ontology annotation, biological process: P450-containing electron transport chain. Gene Ontology annotation, cellular component: mitochondrion.